Messenger RNA from Coffea arabica (coffee), 874 nucleotides. Lineage: Eukaryota; Viridiplantae; Streptophyta; Magnoliopsida; Gentianales; Rubiaceae. The record is from RefSeq and is a predicted model, not a curated record.
AGUAGCGUACAUAUACAGGUAUCAUCUAUCCUUGCAUCUUUGUCAUGAUAAGAUAGCCAUCUGGUCAUUUCUUUCCUUCCAGCUUGCGUUUUUCUCAACCCAGUCGGAAGCCAUUGAAAGCAUGGCAAGUGAACAAUUGAGUGGCAGAUGGUCUCUUAAUGGAAUGACUGCCCUUGUUACUGGUGGCACCAGAGGCAUUGGGCAUUCCAUAGUGGAAGAGUUAGCAGGAUUUGGAGCCAUAGUAUACACAUGUUCAAGAAACCAAAAGGAACUUAAUGAAAGGCUGCAAGAAUGGGGAGCAAAGGGUUACAAAGUCUAUGGUUCAACUUGCGAUUUGGCUUCAAGACCAGAAAGAGAGGAACUAAUGAAGAAUGUCUCUUCCACCUUCGACGGCAAGCUGAACAUACUGGUUAACAAUGCAGCGGCAAUUAUCUUGAGAAGAGCAACAGACCUUUCUGCUGAAGAUUUUUCACGUGUAUUGGGAACAAAUCUUGAGGGUCCUUACCACUUGUGUCAACUUGCGUAUCCGCUUCUGAAAGUAUCAGAAGCUAGAAGUAUUGUUUUUAUCUCAUCUGUGGCUGGUGGCACUGCAUUGCCGGGUACUUCAAUUUAUGGAAGUUCAAAAGGUAAGACGCACCUUUAAUUACUCAAUUACUAGUACCUAAUGAAAAUCAAUUUUUGUAUGUUUUUUUCUUUUAACAAUUAGCGACACGUAUACUGUCUUACUCUAAUUGGAAGGGAAGUAAGACCUGAUUAUAUGAGGAAUUAGUAGCAAUUGGAACAAAACUAAACCAUAAAAAUGUGCUGCUAAUUGAACUCUAGGAGGAUUUGGAAUUUAAAUUCUUGACUUAUAGCCUAGAAACCGCAUGUUGAU